This is a messenger RNA of Helobdella robusta, 162 nucleotides long. RefSeq lists its product as hypothetical. NCBI's taxonomy places the organism in Eukaryota, Metazoa, Annelida, Clitellata, Rhynchobdellida, Glossiphoniidae. The record is from RefSeq and is a predicted model, not a curated record. The transcript has a single exon. The annotation marks the transcript as partial.
GAUCACAUAUCUAAAAAUCAUACUUGCGGAAUAUGCUGGUAUCAAUUUGUUGAAAAUAAAUUAGUAUUUGAAUUGAGUUGCAAACAUGCGUUUCAUUUCAGUUGCCUGAAAAAAUGGAUGAGGAAGAAGACCCACUGUCCGCACUACGAAAAGCCUGUUGUC